Beta vulgaris subsp. vulgaris (sugar beet) is the source of this 2648-nucleotide messenger RNA. RefSeq names its product RINT1-like protein MAG2L. Gene Ontology annotation, cellular component: Dsl1/NZR complex. The coding region runs from base 222 to 2609 and encodes 795 amino acids. Lineage: Eukaryota; Viridiplantae; Streptophyta; Magnoliopsida; Caryophyllales; Amaranthaceae. Gene Ontology annotation, biological process: endoplasmic reticulum to Golgi vesicle-mediated transport; regulation of ER to Golgi vesicle-mediated transport; retrograde vesicle-mediated transport, Golgi to endoplasmic reticulum. The record is from RefSeq and is a predicted model, not a curated record. The transcript has 4 exons.
CCUCCCACCAUUUGCAAAAAUCGAAAAUCCACCGCCAUUAUGAUAUUUGAUAUUCAUGAAUGAAUUUCCUCUUUGUUAAUUUUUAUUCUUUUGGUGCUAACAUGCUCUCAAAUUAUAUUUACGAGUUAUUUCCUCUACAGAAAUUACGCAUAUUCUAAGCAAAUCACCAGGAGAAAAAGCACCCAGAAAGGAGAAAAGUAAGCAAAAUCGAGAAAAAAAAAAUGAUAAAUUUGGGCGAAGAAGAUGUUCUUCCAAAACUCAAUGAAAUCCCAGAAAAAACAUUAGGGUUUAUCAACAAUCAAGGGUUUUACUUUAACCUCCUUGAAAAUCCUUCAAAGUUUGAAGCUUUAUCCAUGGAAUUCAAUGCAAAAUGUGCGCACCUUCAAACCCACCUCCAAAAUCUCCAUACAAAUCUUGGAAGUUUGUUAAUUUCCUCUUCUUCUCGUUCAAUUCGCGCCAAAUCUUCUCUUGAAGAUUUCAUCUUUAAUUUGGAAAAUCUCAGCAUCAUUUCUUCCUACUGUGGAAAUAGGGCUGAAUGUAGGAAAAUUGAGAAGAUUAUUGGCAAAGAUUUGCCAUAUAUUGCGAGGGAAUUGCGGCGGAUCGAAAGUAUACGUGAGUAUGCAGGGAUUGCUCUAAAGUUGGAAACCCUGGUUGGAGAUCUUGAGGAUGCCAUAUUAUCUGCUUUGGAUCGACGCGUUGGCUAUACUUUCUCAAGAACUGAUCCGAGUCCAUCGAUUCUAGGACGUGUUCAUGCAAAAUUAGACAAUGUUCAUAGGGCUGUGAAGGCCAUCAACAAUAUUGAGGAGCUUCUGUUGGGUGUACUGAAAAAUCAUCCUCAUUGGUGCAACCUCUUGAAGGCUGUUGAUGCCAGAGUGGAUAAGAUUUUAGGCGUGCUUAGGCCUCAGAUAAUUGCUGAUCAUCGCAGUCUUCUUGCUUCUCUAGGAUGGCCUCCCAAAUUUUCAACAUCAAACACGGAAAAUAGCGAGGCUACAGGCAUCCCAAAUCCCCUAGUUCUCAUGCAAGGUGAAAAGAAAGAAAGUUAUUCCCAAAGCUUUCUAGCACUUUGUGCAUUGCAGCAUGUACAGUUGCAGAGGGAAGAAUGGCACCUUAUUUUGUUGGGCCAAAAGAAAGAAGAAACUGUGGGGCUUUGGGCCAUAGAUGAACUAGUUUUAUCUAUAGCAUCAAGGAUUGAGCAUCAUUUGCUCAAAUGGAUUGGUCAGCCGGAGUUUAUGUUUGCGCUUGUUUACAAAAUUACGCAUGAUUUUAUUGAAGGAGUCGAUGAUGUUUUGCAGCCUCUGAUUGAUGAGGCAAGGCUAGUCAGUUGUAGUGCUAAGGAAGCUUGGGUGUCUUCAAUGGUGCAAGUUCUCUCUGGAUUUUUGGAAAAAUAUGUGUUCCCAGUUCUUGCUGGAAGAUACAAAGAGAAAGACACUAAAGCAGAUACUAUUUCUUCCUGGCUUCACCUUAUCGAUGAAAUUGUCAAAUUUGAUAAACGUAUGCAAUCCUUUAUUAGUUCAGAAACAUAUGUUUUCCCGGGGCCGACAACAAGUAUAUCAGCAUUGUCUCUAUUUUGUGAUAGACCUGAUUGGCUCCAUAUUUGGGCUAAAAUAGAGCUGAAGGAUGCCUGGAAUAAAGUAAAAACAGAACUGAAGAAUGAACAAGCUUGGUCUACUGAUCAUAAACUCAUGACAGAAAAUAACCAUUACAUUCUCUCUACCAGAGAACAAUACAAAGCUCCUUCAGCUGCAGAAUUUGCUCUUAAGACAGCUUGGGAAAUGAUCCAGCGCUGCCAGACUUUGCCAGGUACUGCACGUCGAGUUCAGUUCAUUAGAUCAGCACCUGGGAAGUUCCUUUGGCGCUUCUUCAAAGUUUUGCUUCUAAGGUAUAAGAGCGCUCAAGGAAAUCUAGUGAAGGUCUGUCAAUUGAUCAAUGCAGCCAGAUUUUCCGAAUUCAAAUUGCAAGAAUGGAGUGAUGAUGUGGAUCUUUUGGAGCUGAGACUCGCAGAAACAGGUAGAAAGAAUGACAGUUGCUUCUUUGAAGAAGAAAUUGAGAGCUUAACUGAGAUGCAGACUAAUUGGGUAAUGGCGUUAAUAACUCAUGUUCUUCACCAGUUUGAAAAUAACUCGUUCUAUUAUUUCAAGAAUGUGGAACAAUUUGAGCAAGUUACUGAAAGUGAUAUAACUAUAUCUGAUGAUCUUGUGGAAGCACUGGAUAAUUUGAGAAGCGAACUUCUUCUGAUCAAAGAGCAUCUAAAUGCUUUCAACUUUUUGGAUACAUGGAGAAGUAUAGCUGAUGGACUUGACCAUUUUAUAUUUCGCAGUUUCCUCUCCCUCGAUGUUCGAUUGUCUGAUAUGGGAGUUAAACAGUUGAUGGCUGAUAUGGAAGGUCUGUUCAUUGCUUUUAAGGCCUUCUGUGCUCGCCCCGAAGCGUUUUUCUCAUGUAUUAGAGAUUUGGUUAAGCUCUUGAAAUUGGGUAAACAGGAGGUGAAGGAUUUGAAGUCCAACCUAUUAGACAGUGUAAAAUGUUCUGAUUGCUUGUUAACUUAUAGUAUUUUCAGUUUAUCUGUAGAUCAGACAUUACAGAUCUUGAAUAAGAGAACAUUUUUUGGCUGAGAUACUUUGAAUCAGAAAUUUUGCUUUCUUUUCCCCUUA